CCCAAGAACGGAUGGUAUUUCAACACAGAGGACGAGCAGGCACUUUUCAAAAAAGCAAAGCUGGCGCACGACGGGGAGGUUGACAGCGAAAACGACAAGAAGGAGAACAAGGGGAAGAAACAGGAGGAGGACAAGAAGGGGGGCGAGAAGGAUGACACAAAGGAGGACACGACAGAGAGCACGAAGGAGGACAAGAACGAGGACAACAAGGACAACAAGCUUUCCUGGGAGAAGAAGGUGGAAGCCAAAAAGUCUGCAGCACAGAGCUCCGCUUGGCGCCCUGCGCACGAGAAGGACGACAGGAAGGAGGACAAGACAGAGAGCAGGAAGGAGGACAAGAACGAGGACACGAAGGACAACAAGCUUUCCUGGAAGGAGAGGCUGGAGGCCAAAAAGGCUGCAGCGCAAAGAUCCACUUGGCGCCCUGCGUGCUGGUUCUACAACAACGCCAUUUGCAUCAAAGGGAGCGACUGCCCCUUCUUCCACAGGGCCCAGAAGAAGCCCCGCGAACCUUGCCGCAAGUUCGCGCAGGGCCUCUGCUACCGAGGCAACAACUGCUGGUACGCGCACCUGGCGGGGAAGGGGGUGCAAAAGACAGGGGACCAACUGCAGGAGACGCCCAAGGAAAGGGCACUCGACGAGGAGAUCAUUCAGCAAAGCCGCGCGGGCGAGUGGGAGCAGUGCACGACCAAGACCAACAAAACAGUCGGGCGCUCCAAGGCCACAGGGGAGGUGCGCUUCACCCCGCCCACGCAGAACGAAAUUGAACAGGAGGACGCGAAGUUCGCUGACUUGAAAAAGGCGUUUCUUUUGAAGAACAACCAGAAGCAUUUCAAGGCGGCCAAUUUGGCCGCAAAGUACAACAUCAAGUUGGAGGGGCUGAACAAG
Prorocentrum cordatum is the source of this 888-nucleotide messenger RNA. Lineage: Eukaryota; Dinophyceae; Prorocentrales; Prorocentraceae. The record is from the annotation of a GenBank genome assembly.